Dioscorea cayenensis subsp. rotundata (Guinea yam) is the source of this 420-nucleotide messenger RNA. Its product is annotated as transcription factor MYC2-like. Gene Ontology annotation, biological process: regulation of DNA-templated transcription. Bases 1 to 420 code for a protein of 139 amino acids. Gene Ontology annotation, molecular function: transcription cis-regulatory region binding; DNA-binding transcription factor activity. The record is from RefSeq and is a predicted model, not a curated record. Gene Ontology annotation, cellular component: nucleus. NCBI's taxonomy places the organism in Eukaryota, Viridiplantae, Streptophyta, Magnoliopsida, Dioscoreales, Dioscoreaceae. The transcript has a single exon.
AUGAACAAAGCUUCACUACUCCUCUGGGACGCCAUCUCCUACAUCAACGAGCUCCGUUCCAAGCUCCAAACUAUAGAGACCGAAAUCGAAACCAUAAAAAACGACCCAACCUCCACUCGACCGUCCGAUCACGAGAUGAUGUCCAUGAUAAACGGUGGAGAAGGCGCCAGGUGUAUUGGUGUAGAGAUUGAGGUCAAAAUCCUCGGUUCAGAAGCGAUGAUCCGGGUUCAAUGCAUCAAACGAAACCACCCUGCGGCUUGGCUCAUGGCGGCUCUGCGCGAGCUUGACAUGGACGUGCACUACGCCAGUGUGUCCGUAGUGAAAGAGCUUAUGAUACUGCAAACCACAGUGCGAAUGCUGAGCCGAGCCUUCACUCAAGAGCAGCUCAGAGUCUCAGCGCCGAACUCUACUCCAAAGUAG